This is a messenger RNA of Didymodactylos carnosus, 1374 nucleotides long. NCBI's taxonomy places the organism in Eukaryota, Metazoa, Rotifera, Eurotatoria, Philodinida, Philodinidae. The record is from the annotation of a GenBank genome assembly.
AUGUGCUACGACUCAUGCUGUUACAGACGAUUACCAACAUGGUAUAUACUAUUGGCUAUCGGUGAACUCAUCUUCGGUAUAAUUCGCCUGGCAAGCUACUUUUCCACGUCAGCUUCACCUCUGAAGGAAGAGAAACCUGACUCAAUCAUGACUGCUGGUUUCAUACUCGAUUGGAUUGGUUCAUUAGCACCAACAUUGAUGGGUAUUAUUGUUGGAUUCAUUCUACUGGUAUUUGUACUAAGAACUCUGUAUCAUGUAUGUUGUGAAAGUGAUAAUCAAGUUCGACCGACGGAUGAUACCAGUUUGACACUGACUUGUGCACAAUAUCUUUUAUGUAGUCGACCAAUGAAUCGUUUUGUUGCACUGAACUGCAAUUGUCCAUUCUAUAUCCCUAGACCACGUCUUCGUUUUAUUAUUCGAUUGACUUUCUUACUCUUCAGUAUUCUCCUACGCAUACUUGCCAUCAUUCUAUAUGCUACAUCGAAAUCACAAGGACCUAAAGUAGGAUUAGCUGUUGUUUGCACAUUCUCGUUGAUAUUUCCGUCACUAGCUGUUGCUCUCGACUUCUAUCAGUAUCGUGUGUGGUGGCACUACCAACCCUCAUGCGAUAAUUUAUCUAGACGCACCCUAUCACAUAAGCAUGUUCGAUAUAUUCCAUAUCAUUUGGUUGGUAAAAAUCGAAAUAAUAUGCAUAUGGGCAACAAACCAUGUGAUUCAACGAAUUCUGCUGUCAAAUGUCCAAAUCGGCGCCUAGAACAUCUGCUCAUAUUUCAUUUAGAUGAUUAUAAACCCCAAGAACGUUGGGGACUAUUACCACCAGAUGAAGCGAUGACUUAUGUUGGUUUUCAUCGCACGACUGCACAAUCAGCUGUUCUCAUAACCCACAGUGAUUUUCGCCCAUCAAUGACGGCACCACAAAUGCUUGGUUUUGGCGUUUAUUUUGCUCGUUCAAUUGCACGAACUGAAGGCAAAGCCAGGUUUAGUGGCGCAUUGAUUUGUGCACAAAUUCGAAUGGGUCGUGUAAAAGAAGUAAAACAUAAUCAAUUACACACAGUUGGUAACUCAAAUACAUGGUGGGCAGAUUUUGAUACAGUUUAUUAUAAUCAUGAAAAUGAUGAUCGAGAUGAAUUUUGUGUUAAAGAUCCAGCACAAAUAUUACGAUGGGUUAUUGUGGUAGAUGAAUCGAAUGACACAAUAGUUAGAGAAUACGGAUUAGAUACAGAAUUUGAUGAUACAAGAAGUGAAAGUCGGAAAGUCAUUGUAGUCAAAAAGAGUUUAGCCGUUAAAACACUUGGAUCAUCUGGACGGGGAACUGUAAAUCUAAUUCAAGUUAAUCUUGGUAGCAUGUAUAACAUAGCCAAAUUACAAAAAUAA